GUAAGCUCUUGACCAAGACAGACUCUAUCACAGACAAUUCUCUUCUGGGACCAACGAAGUAUGCUCACCCUUAUUACAGAACGAUGUCGGAACACUGUCGGGUUAUCUCUUAUCAGAAACUCCAGUCGAACAUGAGUCGCACCAGGAUCGGCCAAUGAGGGGCAGCGCCCCGCAUGACUCCGACCACAUUAUAAUUUCGAGGACAACAAUGCGAUUGACACACUAACACACUCCACAUACCCAAUUGCUGCCACCAUGGCGGACGCUACCUAUUACAUUGACGAAGAUGUCGGUCAAGACAUCCCCGAGCAGACAGGUGACGAGAGGCUGCCCUACAAGACUCUUGGAUAUGCCAUCUACCAGAAGGGCGAGGCCGCCAACUUCAAGACAAGAAAGAGCGUGACCGGCGAGCUGGCUGAGGGCGCUGACCCCUCGUCGCGCAUGGAAUGGAAGGAUGCGGCGAAGUCGGCCCUGAAGAAGGCGGUCAACUACGCAAAGACACUAAAGAAGAAGGCCGAGAAGGAGGGUGAGCAGCUGGCACUGCGCGCGAAAGAGCAGGCAGCCCGCAACGAGGUGCUCGAGGGCGCCAAGAAGGUCGUCCUUGAGGAGGACAAGAGCCUGCCUGCGCCUAUCAAGAUCAAGCUCGACGACACAGACUCCAGCAAGAUCACACUGGGCGACGGCAAGGACGUCAAGGGCACACGCGUCAGGGUGUUCGGUCGUGUGCACCGUGAGCGCAAGCAAAGCAAGGUUCUGUUCAUCACAUUAAGAGAUGGAUACGGUUACAUGCAGGUCGUCCUCACCGGCAAGCUGGCCGAGACCUACGACGCCCUCACCUUGACCCGUGAGACCUCCAUGGAGAUCCUUGGUGAGCUGAGACAGGUUCCCGAGGGUGCGCACGCUCCCAACAACCGCGAGCUCCACGCCGACUUCUACAAGAUCCCGUCGAUCUGGAAGGCAGCUGGUGGUGACGACGCCAUCACCAACCGCGUCUCGAAGGACACCGAGCACGCGACACUGCUCGACCUCCGCCACCUCACACUCCGUGGCGAGACAGCCUCCAAGGUCAUGAUUGUCCGUGACGCCGUCGAAUACGCUUUCAACAAGGUCUACAAGGAGCUCCGUCUGCGCAAGGUCUCGCCCCCAGCGCUCGUACAAACCCAAGUCGAGGGUGGCUCGACGCUGUUCGAGUUCAACUACUACAAUGAGAAGGCCUACCUGACACAGUCAUCUCAACUCUACCUCGAGACCUGCCUUCCCUCCAUGGGCGACGUCUACUGUAUCGAGAAGUCCUUCCGCGCUGAAAAGUCCCUCACCCGCCGCCAUCUCGCAGAGUACACCCAUAUCGAAGCCGAGCUCGACUACAUCAACUUCGACGACCUGCUUACCCACCUGGAAGAGGUCAUGUGCCGUGUCCUCGAAGUCACCAUGUCCGACCCGGUCAUCAAGCAGCACAUCAUGGACCUCAACCCGGAGUUCAAGAUGCCUGAACGCCCGUUCAUGCGCAUGAAGUACCAGGACGCCAUCGACUGGCUCGUCAAGCACGAGAUCCCCAACGAGGACGGCGAGCCGCACAAGUUCGGUGACGAUAUCGCCGAGGCCGCUGAGCGCCGCAUGACAGACAUCAUCAACCGUCCCAUCUUCCUGACACAUUUCCCUGCUCACAUCAAGGCAUUCUACAUGCUGAAGGACAGCGAGGAUCCGAGAGUAACAGAGUCUGUGGACUGCCUGAUGCCCGGUGUCGGCGAGAUCGUCGGAGGCAGUAUGAGGAUGGACGACAAUGACGAGCUGAUGGCUGCGUUCGCGAGAGAGGGAAUUGAUGCGUCGACGUACUACUGGUACACUGACCAGCGCAAGUACGGAUCCUCCCCCCACGGCGGCUACGGCCUGGGUCUCGAGCGCUUCCUGGCGUGGUUGUGCAAGCAGCACACCGUUCGGGAUUGCUGCCUGUACCCACGCUACUUCGGGCGCUGCAAGCCUUGAGCUUCUGCCUUCUCUCACCCAAGUCCUUCCUAGCAUCUUCUUCGGCCUGGGUAAAGUCUUGGUAGUGCUUCUCUGUUUGUGCAACAACAGUUCAAGCGCGACUCAAAAGCGGCCACAGACUUUGAUCAUGCACGGCGUCUUAUGGCGUGCCGUCGCACCAGGUACAACAAUCAAUCAGUUAC
This is a messenger RNA of Macroventuria anomochaeta, 2165 nucleotides long. RefSeq names its product cytoplasmic asparaginyl-tRNA synthetase-like protein. The record is from RefSeq and is a predicted model, not a curated record. Gene Ontology annotation, molecular function: nucleic acid binding; ATP binding; asparagine-tRNA ligase activity. The coding region runs from base 256 to 1983 and encodes 575 amino acids. Gene Ontology annotation, biological process: asparaginyl-tRNA aminoacylation. Gene Ontology annotation, cellular component: cytoplasm. NCBI's taxonomy places the organism in Eukaryota, Fungi, Ascomycota, Dothideomycetes, Pleosporales, Didymellaceae. The transcript is spliced from 2 exons.